Branchiostoma floridae (Florida lancelet) is the source of this 5103-nucleotide messenger RNA. Its product is annotated as potassium voltage-gated channel subfamily H member 1-like. Gene Ontology annotation, cellular component: membrane. NCBI's taxonomy places the organism in Eukaryota, Metazoa, Chordata, Leptocardii, Amphioxiformes, Branchiostomatidae. The coding region runs from base 254 to 3634 and encodes 1126 amino acids. Gene Ontology annotation, molecular function: voltage-gated potassium channel activity. The transcript is spliced from 16 exons. The record is from RefSeq and is a predicted model, not a curated record. Gene Ontology annotation, biological process: potassium ion transmembrane transport; regulation of membrane potential.
UGGUACCUAGCUAGUACGUUUCGCCUGGCGUUUCCAAUCGGAUAAAGGGAGAACGCUAGAGAGGACGGUAGCGCGUCGUGUGGUUGCUGUAUUGUUGGAUGGUUGCCGCGCCGCCUUUUUUCUGUCCCCAUCCCUACUAUACGAUGAGCCACCUUGCCUGGAACGUUGGACAUAAAGAGUCAGGAUCGGGAAAGCAAAAUCGCGGCGGCCGUGCGACUGAGGAAAGCUAGGAAGCUGGCGGAAAUACGCGACAAUGCCCGGAUCCAGAAAGGGUUUGAUAGCCCCACAAAAUACCUUUCUGGAAAAUAUCAUCCGCAGAUCUAACGGAACACAUAGCAGCUUCUUGUUGGCAAAUGCGUCUAUCGUGGACUGGCCGAUAGUGUACUGCAAUGAAGGCUUCUCCAAACUGUCCGGAUAUUCUCGUGCUGAGGUCAUGCAGAAGAGCUGCACGUGCAGAUUUAUGCACGGAGAACUCACCGACAAGGAAACCGUUAAAAAGAUCGAGGAGACGCUGGAGGUUCAGGACACGGCACAAGUGGAAAUCCUCAUGUACAAGAAAAACAGAACGCCACUAUGGUUUCUACUUCACGUGGCGCCCAUCAAAAACGAGAAGGACAAGGUGGUACUGUUCCUCUGUACCUUCAAGGACAUUACUCUUCUCAAGCAACCGAUAGACGACGCCGAGACCAAUGCGGCUCCAGCCGGAAUGAGCAAGUUUGCCCGCCUGGCAAGGUCAGUGACCCGCAGCAGGUCCGUCCUUGUCCAGUUCUCCUCAACAGUCCCCAAACAGCCAGACAUGGGCAAACAGUCCAACCUCUCACACCGGUUUAGCUUGCGGAGGCUCUCCAGGAGACCAUCUGAGCAACCAUAUUGGCAGAUACUGAACUUGAAUGCUGACGUGCUCCCGAAGUACAAGCAAGAGACGCCCAAGACUCCACCCCACAUCAUCCUCCACUACUCCACCUUCAAGGCCGGCUGGGACUGGGUCAUCCUCAUCCUGACAUUUUACACCGCCAUCAUGGUACCGUACAACGUGGCCUUCAAACUGAAGGACAGGGAGAACAUUCCGCUGCUGGUCACGGACAGCAUUGUCGACAUCGUGUUCCUCAUCGACAUCGUCCUGAACUUUCACACCACAUUCGUGGGGCCUGGUGGAGAGGUGGUCUCCGACCCCAAAAUCAUACGUAUGAACUACCUGAAAAGCUGGUUCGUCAUAGAUCUGCUAUCAUGCCUACCCUAUGACGUCAUAAACGCCUUUGAUAAUGUAGACCCGAGCAUCAGUAGUCUGUUCAGUUCGCUGAAAGUGGUCCGGCUGCUGAGGUUAGGCAGGGUCGUGCGGAAGCUGGACCACUACAUCGAGUACGGAGCAGCCGUGCUGGUGCUACUGGUCUGCGUGUUUGCUCUCUUCGCUCAUUGGUUUGCGUGCGUUUGGUACACGAUUGGAGACGCCGAGCUCCAAUCUAACGUUACCUACGGUUGGCUGAACGAGCUGUCACUGGUGACCAAUCAGAGGUUUGUGCGGAGUAACGCCACGGGCCUGUACAUCCUGGGCCCGCCGAAACACUCCCUCUACAUCACGUCGCUCUACUUCACCAUGAGCAGCCUGACCUCGGUCGGGUUCGGUAACGUGUCUGCCAACACAGACGGGGAGAAGAUCUUCUCUGUCGCCAUGAUGAUGAUAGGAUCACUGCUCUAUGCCACCAUCUUUGGUAACGUCACAACUAUCUUUCAACAAAUGUACUCAGCAACCAAUAGGUACCAUGAGAUGCUAAACCAGGUUCGAGAGUUUAUGAAGAUAUAUCAGGUUCCAAAAGGACUGAGCGAAAGGGUUCUGGAUUACAUUGUGUCUUCCUGGUCGAUGAGCAAGGGCAUCGAUACCCAGAAGGUGCUUGAAAUCUGCCCUAAGGACAUCAAGGCGGACAUCUGCGUCCACCUGAACAGAAAAGUGUUCAAUGAGCACCCAGCCUUCCGCCUGGCGAGUGACGGGUGCCUGCGUGCCCUGGCCAUGCAGUUUACCACUAGCCACUCCGCACCGGGGGACCUGCUCUUCCACUCCGGCGAGAGCAUCGACGCACUCUGCUUCAUUGUAUCGGGGUCACUGGAGGUCAUCCAGGACGACGAGGUUGUUGCAAUCCUUGGCAAAGGCGACGUUUUCGGGGACAACUUCUGGAAGGAGCCUACGCUAGGCCAGUCAUGCGCAAACGUGCGAGCACUUACGUAUUGCGACUUACACGUCAUCAAGCGCGAUGGACUCAUGCAAGUGCUGGAAUUCUACACGGCCUUCGCAAACUCGUUUUCCAGAAACCUCGUGCUCACUUACAACCUCAGACACAGGCUCGUGUUUAGAAAGAUUGCGGAUGUAAAACGCGAAAGGGAGGAGAUGGAGAGGCGAAAGAAUGAGCCUCCUCUGGAUCUGCCAUCCAAUCACCCCGUUAGGAAGCUAUUCUCCAGGUUCAGGAAAGGCCUUGGUGACGUACAGGAAAAACCCAACGAAGACAUUGAGAGGGCCGACAGUGACAGCGAAGGAAAUUCUCGGCCGAAUACCAGAGUCAUCAAGGUGACCGAAGGCAACAAUUCAAUAGAUGGGUUACCGCGUCCCUCUAGUAGUAGUAACAACAACCAGAAUCCGUCACAUAAUGGCGAGAGGGACAAGAUGUCCGGCGGCAAAGUCAGUGCCUGGGGCAAAUCCUCCAAAACUCCCAACGGGGAGACCGGGAAACAAAAGCAAGGUGACACUAGCCGGCAAAACACCCUGAGGGUGCAGACUGAGCAGAAGCACAAGGGUAGCAUGUGGGGUAGGAUGAAACGUGGAGAGUCUGCCGAGGACAGACGCGGGAAUUCCUCGUCAGGAGGCAACAACAACCCUACCACUAAUCUGAGAAAAACGGACUCCACGGAUAGUGGGAUUUUACGCAGCGACUUGAAGUUAGACACGUUGGUAGACUCUCCAUCCGCGGAGAGAAUAGCUCUGUCUCCCAAUGCUUCUCCAGAGAAACUUAUUCAGUGCCUGUGCGGAAUCAGGCAGGAGCUGAGGAACGAGGUGGAGUGUCUGAAUAUCAAAAUGGCAAAAAUAGACGAAAAGAUUCAGGAUAUCUUGAGGUGGAUGACCGUUGACAACUCUGGUGGUACCUCUGGUGGUACCACUCCAGAGGGGAACCACGGUUCAUCUAGAACAAACACAAAUGUACCCAGUGUACCAAAGAGGACUAUAGUCACCGCAGAGAUUUCUCCCAUUAACGAGAAAAUGUCCUCGCCGGAAAGGAGGUUUUCAGAGAGCGGAACUGCUCCCAGGUCUCCCAACGAGCUGUCCUUGCCGUACACGGACGAGAGCGGGAGGCGUCACUCGGCGUCCUCUCUCGUCCCUGGGCGAGGAGACGAUCCCGAUCAACCCCAUGAGAGACCAAGGAGCGGUUCGUCGCCAUCCGUGACCCCCGAGGUUAGGCUCAACUUACCUGAACCGAGAGUUGUCAUUUCUGCACCCGGGGAGGAGACGCCGAGGUCAGGGUCGCCCGUUCCCACGAUGGCCCUGGAUAGGGACUUCGUAAGGGCGGGUAUUCGGGACUUCAGUAGGAGUGGUGAGGCCGACUGCCCCACCAUAGCAGAGAACAAAGACGACAUGGACAUCAAGCUGUAGAUAAUUCAUCUCAGCUGCGAAUCGAGAACUUUGGUUUGGUCAUGAACUUCUGAGUGACUAGAACUCAUCACAAGUGUUUUUCCUCGCCAGAAGUGAGACUGCUGACGACACUUGUUGGCGAAUGUGCCUAUGGAUUGUUUGUUUGCUUGCUUGGCGGGAAAAGCCAAGAGUGUAAAAAAAAGAACGCUUGCAGGCCAAGAGGAUUUUAUCUGAUUCGUUUCCUAUUUACAGAAGAGAAGGCCUAGGGUAGUUGAUAUGGAAUAGAUUUUAUGAACUUAACAACGACAUUUUGAGAGAAACUGAAUCAGGAAGACUGACCGUGACAAUUGACAAUAUAAGUUCGUGUGUAUUGAAGAGAUAUCAUCAAUGGAAAACAAAUGGGCCACUCGGACAAAAUUUUGGAAGGAUGCUACAAACAGAUCUGUGCUUCGAGACACUGUUAUAAGUUACUUACCAUGAUACGACAACUAUGAAGACCUGAUACAAGCAAUACAAAAAGUCCUGAAGUUCUGCUGGAAAUGGUGGAGGCGUGCGUUCCUGUGUUCCUGUGCAGACAUGUGUUCUAGCUACAUACGUUACAGUGCAGGCAUGUGUUCUAGCUACAUGUGUUCAUGUACAGGCAUGUGUUCUAGCUACACAUGUUCCUGUACAGGCAUGUGUUCUAGCUACACAUGUUCCUGUACAGGCAUGUGUUCUAGCUACAUGUGUUCCUGUACAUGCAUGUGUUCUAGCUACAUGUGUUCCUGUACAGGCAUGUGUUCUAGCUACAUGUGUUCCUUUGCAGGCAUGUGUUCUAGCUACAUGUGUUCCUUUGCAGGCAUGUGUGCUAGCUACAUGUGUUCCUGUACAGGCAUGUGUGCUAGCUACAUGUGUUCCUGUACAGGCAUGUGUUCUGGCUACAUGUGUCCCUGUGCAGGCAUGCGUUCUAGCUACAUGUGUUCCUGUGCAGGUAUGUGUUCUAGCUACACGCUACAUGAUGCACUGAUUAUGCCAUCCAACAAACCUAUGGCGAGGGUGUCUAUAUGAACAGAUAACAAAACACAAGUUUUGUCAAAGCUAGAACAACAAAUGUUUCAUACCAAAAGGACCGACGAGCAAAAUAAAAACAGAAACAGAAGAAGUCUGUAUAAUAGGCAUGCGAUGCAUUUACAUAGUAUUCCACAGUCUUGUCGAAAGAAAACGCUGAUCAUUGAGAUAAUUAUCUCUUCUAGGUCACGUACGUCGCGCGAUUGUCGUACGAUUUUGAUGCCAUAGAACUUUCAAGCAGGCUGUCACAGAACCAGCCACCGACAAGUAUCUAAGACAGCAUUUUGUGUAGCAAGACAGCUAUACUUUGCAGGGCACAUGCAUGGCUGUUCAUACCAAUGCUAGCGAUCGUACGAUGAUCGCUUGAUAUAUGUGACCUCGCCCGGAGUGACACCCCCGCCAUAUGUAUUGUAUGAGCAUACCUCAUAGUAUCAUGUUGACUG